GACUAGAGAAAUUUAUUUUUACCGUAAUUUUUAUUGAUCACUCUCUUGAGUUCUAAAAGUUUAAACUGUUGAUUCCGGUACCGAUACUGGAUUAGUCUGAAUCUUAGAAAAUCGAUUUACUAUUACAGUAUUAGGCUUAUUGAGCGUGCCAGAGCACAGGUGUAAAUUUAAAAAAUGAACCUGGUUGCAGAUUAUGACUCUUCAAGUUCAGGUUCAGACGUUGAUCAAAACAAAAAGAAAUCAACUGAUGUUGAGUUAUUAAGCAAACUAAACAAUGAAAAAACUGAACCACCUGUGCUGUUGCCCCAUAUACAAGAGCAGGAAACAGAAAAAAGAGCAAAUGAAACCAAUACUAAUUGUAUUAAACUUCCAUCAGCAAAAUCUGUCAUGAAGCGAAGGGUAUCUUCUGAAUCAUCAGUUCUUGCUACAGAAUACAAAAGAGAACAAGACGAUAAAAACAAAAUUUUAGAGCAACAUGUAAAAAUGGUAACAAACUCGAAAUCAAUUAAUGGCAAGGUCAAUGGCAAAAAGGUCUGUUGGAUGUAUAGAAGAGGUCGUUGUAGACUUGGAAAGAAAUGUAAAAUGUAUCAUGACAGUGAAUUACGCAAAACUGAAGCAGUUGAAAAACCUCCAACAAACAACAUUUCUGAAAUCCCCAAAAACUCUCCUCAAAAGCGAUCAUAUGAAGAAGUAUCACCAGCCGUUAUUGAUGAUGAUGAGAUUCAGCCAAAAACUAAAAUUCAUAAGAAGAAAUUUGGACUAAGUGAUGAUAUUGUUCCCCCCAAAAAAGUUAUUGAACAUUUGGAACGAGUUGGUAAAACCUGCCACUGAUAUUGACUUAUUAUUGCAAUUAUGUAUCGUUUUUAACAGCAUGCCAUUAUCUUCCAAGUUCAGGGUUUUUAUUAUUAAUCAAGAUUUUAUAUAAUAUCCUUUGUACUAGAGCUAAUAAGUUGACGUUUGAACUUUCAAUGUCAGUUGCAUCGAAAUCAUAUUCAUUGACAUUGGAAACUAUAGUUUUUAGCUAUGUUUUUAAAUUAAGAAAAUGAGUCAUCAGUAUCUUAUUUUUGGGACAAUUAUCCGCAAUAUAAGCGAGAAUAGCAAUGUUUUUUCAACUAUUAACCAUGUAGUGAAUUCAAGUAAUCGAUUGUGGUAAAAUUAAUAGACUUACCGGUAGUUUUGAGUUGCCAUCUCUUCAAAAUAAAAUAUUAAAAAAUUGGACAUGGCCGAAAAACGCAGUCAAAAUAAAUUCUAAUCUAUUUGGAAAUCAAGGAUUUUAGUGAAGCAAUUUUCUCCAUCUUGUUGAACACAAUAUUUUAAUGAUACCUAAGAAGUAAAUGUCAUUAGAAAUGGAUUAAGAAUAUUUCAAAUACAAAAUUUGGAAGAGUGACUGCUUUUAUUGAAUUAUAAAAAGCUUGCAGACACUGCCCUGUAAUGAUUGUUUUUAUAUAGUUUUUAAUUAAAAUAUCAUCAGGUUGAUGAUGUAUUGUUGCUACUUGAUUUUAACUGAUGUACUACUCUGUAGAUACUGAAUAAAAUGUUUUUUAAAGUUGAUUCAAGACUUAUCAGUAAUGUGCCUAACUUGAUGUACCUCCUCAACAUCAGUGCCCAGUAUUUAUACAAAUAUUAGUGGUGUUUUUAACUUAUCUACCUCUUUUUAAUGUUGCGUCCGAGAAAAUGCAAAUCAUUCAUGGAAUGAAGUUUACUCGCAGAAGCUAUUUUGUAGGUUGUCUUUGUUGUUGUUAUCAAUCACGAAGCAGGUUCAAAUAAGAAGCUAAUUUGUUCCUGGCGCGUUUUGUUUUCUUUUAUAUCAUUUGCAAUACACCUUCAUUAUUGAUGUUGUUUUUGUAUAUGUCAAUUAUAUUUUAAACCAUUCGUGUUUCACAAUUUUUUUCAUGCCUUUAAAGUACUUGUGUUUUUGUUUUUUGAAUAGACUCCUCUCAAAUAAUGUCUAGCGUAUUUGUUCAUAUUGGACAAUGUGGAAAUCAGAUAGGCCAAGAAUUUUGGCGGAAGACCUCUGUUGUUGCAGAAAAAGAUUUCAAUGUUAAACGCGCAUUUUGCACACCUGGAGGUGCAGGCCGUGAUAAAGAGGGGCACAUGCGUGCCGUAUUUGUUGACAGUGAGAAAAAGGUUUUGCAAAGAUUACUCAAAAGCUUCAAGACAGGAAAAAAGGCCACAUCUUUCCAGUUUGGCUACGCGAAUGUCAUAAGUUGUGCAAAAGGAUGUGGAUCGAAUUGGUCUUUAGGUUACAAUAGAAUGCCAGAAGAAAAAGUCAUGAACCCAUGGUCAACGAAUACCUAUUCUUACUCCCAUGAAUUUGAUUACGGAAGUGAGGACAGCAUAUUGAAAUCUUCCAUGGAAGCUAUACGCCGUGAAGUAGAAGCUUGUGACUCUUUCUCAGGAUUUGUUAUAUUUCAUAGUUUGGCUGGUGGGACUGGUUCCGGAUUUGGUGCAAGAAUUUGCGCGGAGUUGAGAGAUCGAUACCCGGUUGCAUAUCAACUCAGUGUGACUGUGGCACCACAUUCCUCUGGGGAAUGUCCAACCCAACCAUAUAAUGAAUUACUGUGUUUGGCAGGGUUGCAACAAGACUGUGAUGGUAUUAUAAUGUUUGAGAAUGAUGAAGUCUUGGACUCAAUCAGUAGAUCAUCAACUUCUGCAACUAGCGCUGUCUCUCUUACACAAAUGAACUCUUAUAUUGCUGAUUGCAUAUCUAAUUUGCUAAGGCCUGUAUCUAGUCUCACUCCACCAAAUGGUGUCACUGUCGGCAUAGAACCUUGGGAAUUGAUUAGAUCUGUAUCACCAAUGCAUCCUAUGAAGCUCUUAAACUGCAGGACUGUACAGGAAAAACAGAAUGCGAGUCGACCAUCCACAAAGUCUUCAUCAUGGCCAGAAUUAUCUAAAAAGCUUUGCCAGGGAGCAAGAACAAAAUUCUUACAAACGAAAUCACAAUAUGGAAUAGACGAUUCUACAUCAGCAGCAGUAUGUGUUUGUCGUAAUGCUACCAAAAGCAAAAGAAGCGAUACAAACAACAUCGAUGUGGCAAAUCUUGCAUCAAGGCUAAAGAAUUCGUACAAUUGCGUUACCUGGAACCCAUUCCCCAUUGAUGUGUGGGUUGCUGAAAAACCUGAAGUAAAUACAGAUGCAACAAAAUCUCUGACUGUAUGUGCUAAUAUUACUUCACUAGGAACUGUGCACUGUGCUAAUUUGUUGCAUUCUGCCAGACGGAAAUUUGAAGCAAAGGCUUACUUGCACUGGUAUGAAAGAUAUGGGACAUAUCAUAGUGAUUUUGAAAAUGCAUUUGAUAUUGUCCAUAAUAUUGUAAAGGAAUAUGAAAAGGCAGCAGCAUAAUGAAUAAGAUUGCUGAAUAUCACC
Molecule: messenger RNA, 3369 nt
Organism: Styela clava
Lineage: Eukaryota; Metazoa; Chordata; Ascidiacea; Stolidobranchia; Styelidae
Source: RefSeq, a predicted model, not a curated record